AGUAUCAAUAGUUUUUAGUAUUAAUAAUAUAUAUAUAUAUAAAACAUAAGCUGGUUGUUAACAAAAAUUCAAUAAAACAAUAAAAAAGCAAAAAAAAGACAUUAUAAUUAAAAGCUUAUUUCAAACAAAAAAUAAACUAACAAGAAAGAGUUUAUUCAAAGAUCAGAUAGAUAAGAUACCUACUAACCAAUAGCUAAUUUUCUAUCCAUAUUUUUUGAUUACUAUUAAAACAACAGCAUAGCCUAGUAAAAAAGAGAGCGCAUUUAUUUCUUUGAACCAGUUUAGACAAAAUUAAUGAGUUUUAGAAGCGAUUAAACAAUAGUUUGUGGGUAAGAACCAAAUAUAGUCCAAAGUCCUAUGCUUACGAAAGCUUGCCCAUUCACUCCUCUUACAUAGAGCUUAAAAUGUGAGCCUUAUUACAUGAAUUCCCCAACUGCAUCAAUAUCAGCCACUUAAAACUGUGUUGAUGAAAUCUCCUUAGAGAAUGCUAAGUAGGAUAUAAGUUAAUCAAAUUAAGUUGAUAGCCUUCAGACAACUAAAAAUACUUUAACUUCGGAAUAUUAAUUGCAAGAGUGCUAAAUUAGCUAGAAAAACUUAGCAUUUAUACAAGAGCCCUAGAUAAAUUAGAAAUAUUCUUGCAAAGCAAGAUAAGUACCAUUUACCACAGCUUUUACUGGCAUUCCAUGCUAACUUAAUGAUGACAAUGAAGAUAAUAUAUAAAAAUCAAACGGAUUCAAAAGAGGAAAGUCUUAAAGCAAUAGCGAAGCAAUCAGAAGAAGACAGGAAACUGUGAACCUAAAGGAUCGCUAAUUUGGCAUGUCAAAUAAAAAUAACUAAGAAGAAACAGAAAGCGACUCAGAUGACUCUCUUUCAGAUUCUGAUUCAUCUAUUUCUAAUAGUGACUUUUUGAACCAAAAAUAUUAAUUAGACAACAUUUAGGAUAACUUGAAUUAAAAUCUUACAUUCUAAUCAACAAAUGAUAUUUAAUUCAACUUAUACCCUUAUUAUUAAUUCAAUGGCUCAUUAUAAAAUUAAUACAAUUAUUUUGAUACUAAUUAAUAAAAUAUAAAAUUAAAUGAAAAUAUACAAUAAAAUAAUUUUAAUUUAACUGCUGAGUAGUUGCAAGAAAGAAAUUUCUAAUAGCACCUAUUAAAAAAAGGCAUUCAUAAAAAUGAUCAUUUAUCAGCUCAAAAGAAAAAAUUCAAGUAUGGAUACAAAAAUAUGAGUAGAGAAGAAUAUUAAGAAUAUCGCAUAAAAAAAGCUGAGAAGAGAGAGAAAAGGAGAAUCGAAAAAGAAUAAAAUGCUGGAUCUAUCCAAACUGAAUCUAUUUACAAACUAGUUCUUGUAGAGUCUAUUGAAAAACCUAAAAAAGCAUAUAUUCCUAAAAAAAUAAGAGAAUAAAUGGAGAUGGAAUAAUAGUUAAAUAGCGAAAAUAGAUGUAAAAGCGCUAGCUAAGUAAGCUAAGCAGAAUAAACAUAAACCAGAAAGACACUAUAAAAGACAAACGAUUAGUAAUACGAAAUAUUUUAAUUCUCAAGAACUUCUGAAAAGCCACUUGUCAGAACUGUAUACAAAAAAGAGUUAGUUGUCUAAUUCUAAGUAGAAACAGAAAAUCCUUUUGCUUUGAUGGAAAUCGGAGUUUUCAAUUAUUAAGACAAUAUUGAAUUCUAUUUUAUAAAUAAAUUCAAAAUCAUCAACAAAUUUAUAAACAGAAACUAUAAUCAAAAUAAAUACUUUGAGACUGAAUUAACUUCAGAGGAUUUCAUUUUCAAAAAUGGAACAAAAUUUGAGUUUUCAGUCAAAUACAACUGCAUCAUACUUAAAAAUUUAGAUACUUAAGAAAGCACCAACCUUUAUUGUGAUAAAUAUAUAGCCUCUAAUAAAAAAUUAAAUAUUUUUAUCCGUUUAUUCAAAGGCGGAGAUGUUGUUCAUUUACUUUGA
Tetrahymena thermophila SB210 is the source of this 1941-nucleotide messenger RNA. RefSeq lists its product as hypothetical. Lineage: Eukaryota; Ciliophora; Oligohymenophorea; Hymenostomatida; Tetrahymenidae. The record is from RefSeq and is a predicted model, not a curated record. The transcript has 2 exons.